CUCUAUCAAUCAAUCCACCAAAAUAACCUAAAUAAAACAAGCAUAGAAUCGUGACCGUCAAUAGAAAAAAUCUCACCCAUCAACUUCCCACGUACUCUGAAAAACCACCCAAAAUCCGCCCUUUCCUUCACCACUUACUUUCUCUCUCUUCCUCCAAACCCUUCACCAGUUCACCCCAAACCCUUAUCUCUCUCCACCCCACUUUCUCUCUCCUAAAUCCAUAAUCCCCCUUUUUCACAAAAACCCCAUCAAUUUAUUUCCAGGGAAAAGAGAUUAGUGGGGAGCAAAUCUCUAAAGGGUAUUCAUUUAAAUCAAUGGAUUCAGAUCAAGGGAAGUUGUUUGUUGGUGGGAUUUCAUGGGAAACCACUGAAGAAAAGCUCAAAGAUUAUUUUGGACAAUAUGGUGAUGUUUAUCAGGUUAAUAUUAUGAGAGAUAAAGCUACUGGUAGACCUAGAGGUUUUGGGUUUGUUCUCUUUUCAGAUCCUUCUGUUCUCGAUCGUGUUCUUCAGGAUAAACAUACCAUUGAUGGUAGACCUGUUGAGGCGAAACGAGCUAUGUCGAGAGAGGAGCAACAGAGCUCUGGUAGAACCGGAAACAACAAUGGUGGUAGAAGCGGAGGUGGUGGAGGAAACUUCAGAACCAAGAAGAUUUUUGUUGGGGGGUUGCCUCCUACUUUGACUGACGAUGGUUUUCGACAGUAUUUUGAGAACUAUGGCCAAGUAACUGAUGUAGUUAUAAUGUAUGACCAGAAUACAGAGAGACCCCGAGGUUUUGGAUUCAUUUCUUUUGACAAUGAGGAUGCUGUAGAUAGAGUUUUGCAGAAUACCUUCCAUGACUUAAAUGGUAAGCAAGUUGAGGUGAAGCGUGCUCUACCCAAGGAUGCCAACCCUGGUAUGGGUGGUCGUGGUGGCGGUGGAGGUUAUAAUUCUAGUGGCGGCCAAAAUGCAUAUGGUGGCAGAAUGGAUUCUAAUAGUUUUAUGCAAUCUCAGAGUGCAGGAGGUGCGUUUCCAGGUUAUGGUUCUUCUGGUUAUGGUGCAGCUGGUUAUGGAUAUGGUCCUGCCAAUACUGGCAUGGGCUAUGGUGGGUAUGCCGGAUACGGAGGUGCAAAUCCUGGCUAUGGUGGCCCUGCCAGUGCUGCAGCUUAUGGAAACCCCAAUGCCAAUGCACAAAGAAGUUCAUGGAAUGCUGCGCAGGCAGCCUCUGGUUACGGUGCAGCUGGCUAUGGAAGUGCAGGUCCUUGGGCCGCUGGUGCUGGAAGUGGUGGACCAACUGGUCAAUCUCCAAGUGGAGCCUCUGGGUAUGGAAACCAAGGCUAUGGAUAUGGUAAUUAUGGUGGAAGCGAUGGAUAUGGUAGCGUAGGUAAUCGUGCUGGAGGUGCCCCUGGUAGCAAUGCUGCUGGUGGUGGCGGAGAGAUGCAAGGGGGCUAUGGUGAUGCCAAUGGUCAUGGAGGAUAUGGGGCUGGAGGUUAUGGAGCUCAGGCAAAUGGACCUCAUGGUGCUCAAAUGGGAUAUGGCGGUGGAUAUGGUGGGGCUAGACAAGCGCAGUAGUCAUAGUUCUGCUUCAACUGAUUCAUCAUGGACCAUAGAAGUUUGACCUUCGGAGUUGCUGGGGGAUAGCCUAUUUCGAUCUCAAGCAUACUGUUGGACUGGUUGGCUUGCUUUAUUCCCAGUAGUUAUCUUGCUAGCGUUUAAUAAUAAUUUUGUUUUUUUUUUGGAGUACUAGUUGCUUCUUUUUACUAUUGUUUUUGUUUGAGUUUAGUUUGGUAUCUGGCGUGCUGUUUGAUGUUUAUUUGCUGUUACCGCUGCUCUAUUAGACUUUUACUGCACUAGUGAUUAAGCUGUAUAAGCUUAUAUUGAAUCCGUUUAUUUGGUUGGUAUAUUUUUAGCACUGUAUCGAUUUGCUUGUUU
Messenger RNA from Chenopodium quinoa (quinoa), 1907 nucleotides. RefSeq names its product heterogeneous nuclear ribonucleoprotein 1-like. The record is from RefSeq and is a predicted model, not a curated record. The transcript has 2 exons. Bases 315 to 1547 code for a protein of 410 amino acids. Gene Ontology annotation, molecular function: RNA binding. Lineage: Eukaryota; Viridiplantae; Streptophyta; Magnoliopsida; Caryophyllales; Amaranthaceae.